GUGUGUAAGAGGAAGAUCAGCAGUUUUGUGCUCACACUAAUUCUGAGACCUGGACAUUCGGAACACAUUUAGAUGAAUCUUUCAUGAACAGAGAAAUGAACUCAGUGAAGAAGCUCAUCAUCAUUUACUCUCUAUUUCAAGCUGUUUUGUGUAGAGAAUUCUCCAUCAGUCUACCAGAGAGUGUAGAAGCUCUGAGAGAACUCUGUGUUCUCAUACCCUGCAGUUUUCAGAUUACAGAACAAUAUGACGUAGACCUCCGGGGAGAUCCUACAGGAAUCUGGUUAAAAGAUGGCAUUAAUACUGAGAAUAACAAAGUCUUUAACUCUAAAGAAGCUACAGAGAACAAGAUUGAAGGUGAAAUUAUUGGAGAUCUCCUCAUGAAGAACUGCACCACCAUCUUCUACAACAUCAGUGAGAGUGACAGAGGAAGAUAUUACUUUAGAUUAGAGGCUAUGAGAGGUGUAAAAAACACUUAUACAACAUCAGUAUCAGUAAGAGUUCGAGAAUCUCCAAUCAGACCCUCAAUAACACUGUAUAAGGAGGAUCAGGGGGAGGUGGAGGACCACAAUGAGGUGGUGGAGGGAACUUCACUGAGUCUCAUUUGCUCUGCUCCAGCUGCUCCAUGUCUCUUAAAGCCUCCCACUUUGACAUGGAGCUUCCUGCCUGAGGGGAGAAGACAGGAGCAGAACCACAACACCAGCUUCAGCUCCUCAAAGCUGAACUUCAACGUUACUCACCUGCAUCAUGGACUCGAUUUCACCUGCACUGCCACCUACCAGCUCCAGAACCUUAACAAAUCAGUACAAAGCUCUCGUACUCUACAUGUUCUGUAUGGUCCUAGAAACACAUCAGUAUCAGUGUCUCCAUCUGAUUCAGUACUUUUGGGCAGUUCAGUGUUUCUGAGUUGUAGCAGUCCAGGCGGCAUCCGGAACAGAUGCCCAAGCCAGCUCAGCUGACUCCUCUGGUGCCAUGUGUACUGAUGGACACCCUUAUACUUGAACAUGGUGUUUGUUAUGGACAAACUGUGACUAGCAC
Tachysurus fulvidraco (yellow catfish) is the source of this 1035-nucleotide messenger RNA. RefSeq names its product sialic acid-binding Ig-like lectin 7. Bases 84 to 956 code for a protein of 290 amino acids. The record is from RefSeq and is a predicted model, not a curated record. The transcript is spliced from 5 exons. NCBI's taxonomy places the organism in Eukaryota, Metazoa, Chordata, Actinopteri, Siluriformes, Bagridae.